ACAUUUUAAAAUUCGUCUAAUGUUUUACCCCGUGCUUCACCAACGCUGUUUUUAAAUAAAUUAACCUCUUAAGGGGCAACAAUGGCGAACGUAGCUACAGCCGUGGCAGCAGUUGCAGGAAGAGACCCUGCUGUAGACCGCUCCCUAAGAUCUGUCUUUGUGGGAAACAUCCCAUAUGAAGCAACAGAAGAGCAGCUGAAAGACAUCUUCUCAGAAGUUGGUCUUGUCGUCAGUUUCAGGUUGGUAUACGACAGAGAAACUGGAAAACCGAAAGGUUAUGGCUUCUGUGAGUACCAGGACCAGGAGACGGCACUCAGCGCCAUGCGCAACCUCAACGGCCGAGAGUUCAGUGGCAGAGCGCUGCGUGUGGACAACGCCGCCAGUGAGAAGAACAAAGAAGAGCUUAAGAGUUUGGGUACUGGAGCUCCCAUCAUUGAGUCCCCAUAUGGAGACAACUGCCCAGCUGAGGAGGCACCGGAGUCCAUUAGCAGAGCUGUGGCUAGCCUGCCACCAGAACAGAUGUUUGAGCUUAUGAAACAAAUGAAACUGUGUGUUCAGAACAGCCCACAGGAGGCCAGGAACAUGCUCCUGCAGAAUCCACAGCUAGCCUAUGCACUGCUUCAGGCACAGGUUGUCAUGAGGAUUGUAGACCCUGAGAUUGCCUUGAAAAUGCUCCACCGGCAAGCUUCUGUGCAACCCAUAAACCCAAACAGCCAGUCAGGGCCUUUGCCAGUGUCUAACCAGCCUCAUGCCCAGCCAAGUGCUCCAGUUUCUCAGCCCCAGGCCAUGCCAGGAAUGCACGUGAAUGGUGCUCCUCAGAUGAUGCCACCUUCUCAGAUGGGAGGUGGAGUGCCAGGGCCAAUGGCAGGACAGGGGCCAAUGCCGGGACAAGGCCCAAUGCCAGGACCAGGGCCUCUCGUUCCAGGAGGUGGAAUUCAGCCUCAGAUGGGGAUGCCCCAAGGGGGCCCUGUUCCUAUGGACAGAGGUGCAGUGCCCAUGGUAGACCCACGAGCUCCUAUGCGAGGAGCACCUCCAGGACCUCAAGGGAUUCCACCAAGAGGCCUGCUGGGUGAUGGUCCUAAUGAUCCACGAGGAGGAUCAUUAGUAAACGUGGGAGGAGAAGUAGUGGAGCCUCGUGGUUACAUGGGAGGCCCUCCACCGCACCAGGGCCCACCCAUGCAUAUGGCCCCUCCAGACAUGCGUGGACCCCAUGACAUGAGAGGAGCACCCAUGUUAGGAGAGCCCAGAGGCCCAAUGAUGGAUCAGCGUGGUCCACCCAUGGACUCUAGAGCUGCAAUUCCUUCAGGUCGUGAUCCUCGAGCUGUAGAAACUAGGGGUCCUGUGGCAGGCCAGCGGGUGCCUGUAGCGGGUGGAAUGCAGAGUGCUCCUUCUCAUGGAAUGCCAUCAAAUGCUUCCCAGUCUGCCCGACCUGGUCCUGCACCUGAGGUUUCCUCUCAAGAUCAUGAAAAAGCUGCUCUAAUUAUGCAGGUCCUCCAGCUGACUCCAGAACAGAUCGCCAUGCUUCCCCCUGAGCAGAGGCAGAGUAUCCUCAUCUUGAAAGAGCAGAUUCAGAAAACUGCGGGGGCCCCGUGAGAAUUUUCAAAAAAAUUCCUUUUUUUCUUUUGUUUCUGUCUGUCUUCCUUCUCUAGACAAGACAGAAUAAUUUUGGUUUUUGAGUGUGAUAAUGACUUAACAUUUUUUGUUGUAAGCUGCACCUUAACAUGCCAUUGUAGCGUGGUUUUUUUCCAGGAAGUUUCCAUUUCUAGGAAUUACUAGGAACCUCAAAACAAAUUUCUUCCUGGUGUUUUUAGGCCUGAUGUAAGCAUACAAUAUAUAUAUAGGCUUAUCUUUUCUGUUAGUCAUUACAGGUUAAAGAUGUAUUAUUUGUUCAUUACCUGGUGUCUGGGGUUUUUUUUUUUUUUGAAAGAGCACCUCCUGCUUUGAAAUGCAGGGGGGGAAUAACCCUGACACUAAUCAUACUAAAGAACCCAUUAAAGUACAUAGCUGGAAUUUGUUCAUUUCAAUAUUGCCAAAGCAACUGUUUGUCUGUAUGUUUUGUUGAUAAUUUUUUCUUCAAUAAAAAAUGACAACUUGUGGCUAGUGCAAAUAGAA
Tachysurus vachellii is the source of this 2112-nucleotide messenger RNA. It is a transcript of the gene cstf2, whose product is annotated as cleavage stimulation factor, 3' pre-RNA, subunit 2. The record is from RefSeq and is a predicted model, not a curated record. The coding region runs from base 82 to 1593 and encodes 503 amino acids. Gene Ontology annotation, cellular component: mRNA cleavage and polyadenylation specificity factor complex. Gene Ontology annotation, biological process: mRNA 3'-end processing. The transcript has 13 exons. Lineage: Eukaryota; Metazoa; Chordata; Actinopteri; Siluriformes; Bagridae. Gene Ontology annotation, molecular function: mRNA binding.